AGGCGAAGGCGCUAGGAGGCUGUAUGACAUUGCCGCUGGACAGAGACUAGCUUCGUUCUCUCCGAAGCCAAGUUGGGCCGCUCGACACACAUCCGUGAUCCCGGACCUCCCAUAAUGCAUGCUCGCAUCCAGGGCUUCCUUUCUUGCCGCCGAACUCAUCGGUCCUUGCAGUUUUCUAUAUAGUCUCAGCCUCCGUCUCCCCUUCAUCUCCUCGAGCUCCCAACUAACACACCCUCUACACAAACACCAAUGGCCGCCUACUUUUCUGCACCAUGGCAAACCCUGCCAGCGGAGAUGAAACUCUCCGUCAUCGAACAACUCGACCUCAAGGACGUUAAGGCUUUUGCCUCCCUCAGCCGCGAAUCCUAUGAAAUCUGUAUACCAUCUCUGUGGCGCUCUGUCGAAUUAAAGAGCUACGAAUCACUGCUUUCCUACGUUCGCAAUGUGCCGCAGGCCUACUUUGCCUAUACUAGGCACCUCAGCAUCUGCACAAAAUCCAUCCAUGACAAUUCACCAAUCAAGCCUCACAAAGCUGAUAGUCAGCUUUUGGCUGAGCUUGUCAUUGAUUUGCUCGCUCACUGCCCCCAGUUGGAGCAGCUGACCUUGAGCAUAGACGGCUCCUUGUCAAAGGACGUUAUCCCAACCUUCCAAAACCUCACCACUCUGAAAGUUCUCUCUAUUGGCAACUGUGGCGAUGAACAGACGUUCCCUCUGAGUGAGAGACUUGUUGUUUCCAUUGCUGGGAGCGUGCCCAAUCUUGUCCACCUCUCCUUGGACCGCAUUGCGCGCUCAGCGAUACAUGCCCCCGAACUCAUCGGGACGUGUCCAUCUAUCCCCGUCGUCGUCGGCGAUGACGACAUUCCUGUCCACUCCACUCUCGGCGCGGAACUCUCUUUACCUGCCCUUCUGCGCCUUCCUACUCUCAAAACCUUACGCAUUCGUGACACCCAUCUGGGUGAUCCAAGAUGGACGGAGAGCCCCGUCUACUGCUCACUUGAGGUCUUGGACCUCGGCAGUUGCUAUCACGAAUCUCAGGAAUUCAAUCGCAUUUGCACUGAGCGCAUCGUUAACAACGUGGGCCAUAGUAUCGAUGAUCUAUCGCUGAACACCGCCAUUACUGGCGACUCGAUCGAAUUCGCAAAGCCGGAGAGUCCUCUCAAACGUCUGCGAAAGAUCCAGCUCACUCCACUCUUCCCUGUCGAAAAUGUUGUCGAUACCUUGACGACUCUAUCAGGCUCUCCUGUUGAACAGCUGUCUGUUCGCUGCUUCGAAGAUGAUGUCGCUGAUAUGUGCACCGCUCUCGAAGAUUUCCUUACCAUGCGCGUAGCGCAGGGCGAGACAGCUCUUCAUCGUCAUCUCAAGGAUAUCAUUGUCCACCCGGUCCAAGAGUUCGAUGACGCCUUGAUCUCGGUUCGAGCUACGGCGUCUCUGAAGGGAGAGCACGCCGAGGCCGUCAAGCGUCUGCAGGAGUACUUGCGUGACCUUCGUCUCGCAGGCAGCGGCCAGUCUACGGACACUUGCACGGAAGUCCUCAAGGGUGAAAUGGGGAAGCACGCGGCUGGCCCGCUUGUGAACGCUAUUUAAGUUCUUUCAGGAGGUACGCGAAACUGCCCUCUAGGGGCAGUGGUUUUUUCUUCUUCCUUAAUUUUCGGUUGCACGGCAGAUACCCCUUCUUUUGGUUAUAGGUUCCGUAUCUUUAUUCGCUUCGUCUGUAUAUACUUAGACAUCCUAGUUGUAUUGUUAUAUGCUAUAUAGUGGUACGCGAAUAUGGUCAUCAAUCCAUCAGUACUAUCAAUGCUUCAGAGAACAACGUUUUUACA
Messenger RNA from Somion occarium, 1820 nucleotides. Lineage: Eukaryota; Fungi; Basidiomycota; Agaricomycetes; Polyporales; Cerrenaceae. The record is from the annotation of a GenBank genome assembly.